Molecule: messenger RNA, 2514 nt
Organism: Trypanosoma cruzi
Lineage: Eukaryota; Euglenozoa; Kinetoplastea; Trypanosomatida; Trypanosomatidae
Product: calpain-like cysteine peptidase, putative
Exons: 1
Coding region: 1-2514 (837 amino acids)
Biological process (GO): proteolysis
Molecular function (GO): calcium-dependent cysteine-type endopeptidase activity
Source: RefSeq, a predicted model, not a curated record
AUGUCUGCCGAGAAUCAGUGGGAAGAACUUGAAGAUUUACCCCAACAAAAUAAGGAGGCUUCAGCGGAAAUUGACAAUGAUCUCCAAGACGGGAGCCACUCCGACGCUGACAAAGCCAAUGGUGAAGUAGGCGAAAUCCAAGAGACAUCUGAAUACCCAGUGGAGAAGGCUGAAGCCAAUAACCAACCGGAAUUUUGUGACCAAGAAGUACAGGAACCCAGGCCCCACCCUCCGGAAGAGGAGUACCCCGCAGAAGAACCAAAUACUUAUCCUGAAGAGGAGCCCCACAAUGAGGAAGUAAAUAAGCGUGAGGUGCCAGUGGAAGAGGGUGUUGUGCGUGGGGAGAACAAGGAAAGCAAUGAAGACGAAUUUCCACCUCACACACAGGAAGUUCAUCAUCUCGUCAAGCCAAGGAAAACGCCGCUUAAGAAACCAACUCGUUGGGAUCCUAUUGAGUACGAUUUGCGUGAAGACAGUGACGAUGAAUUUGAGAUGGCUACAGCAUUGCGCCCAGUCUAUGAGGAGGAAGAGGAAUUCGGGGUGCCCAAGUUCAAAAAUGGCGAGCCAGACUAUCAAGGUGAGUAUCUUUCCUGUUUUGAUGAGCCCAAUUUGUUGUACCGCAUUUUGAACCGCGAAGAAAAAACUUGGGCCUUUUACAAUGAUACUCGCCAUUAUGAAAUGCACGUGCGGUUCAUCUUUGGUAAGAACUCCGUGCUAGAGGCACUUGGAAAUACGAAAAUUCAUACUCGGUCCGAUGGUGAGCAUGUGGCUGAGGUCUUUGUUUACCCCGGAGAAACGGAAAUGUUCAUUAAGGGCAGGGUUAAUGGUUUCACAAGCAAGCUCCGCGCGGUUCCUUUGUCGGAGGAAUACCAUCAACGCCGUCAAGAAGUUGCUGAGGACGCCAUUCAACGUGAAGUGGCUCAGAUUAAGGCAAUUGUUGGGGAUGAGAGGAGUGCAGAGAAGGUUUUGGAGGCUUGUUUGGAGAAUAAUCUCCCUUUUGUGGACCUGGAGUUUCCACCCUGCCAGGCAUCAUUGGAUACUGGCGCGAAGAAGCCUUUCAAGCAUCUCCCUUGGGCACGACCCUCAUCUUACCUCCCCGACGAACUGCUGGAUCAAGUUCGCCUUUUCAGAGGUCCCAUUCGUCCCAGCAGUAUUGAUCAGGGAGAAUUGGGCGACGCUUGGUUGAUGUGUUCCAUUGCCGCGAUUUCAGAGAAUCCCCAAAGCAUUCUUAAAAUGUUCCGGCAUCCUGUAAGUGCUGAAAUAGGUAGAAAAGAGCGCGCUAUUGGUGCCUACCGUGUGACAUUCAACAAAAAUGGCCUCUGGCGCAGUGUUAUUGUUGACAACUACCUUCCAAUUUCCGGUGGUAAACCAAAGUAUGCAAAGAGCACUCAUGAUCUUGCAGAAAUAUGGCCUUCUAUCUUGGAAAAGGCAUUUGCCAAAUUGCACGGCAGUUAUGCGCACAUUUGCUCGGGCGAUCCACUUCACGCAAUUCAGGACCUGACGGGUUAUUCAUACUGCAGGUUUGAUGAUGCCUUUACCAAAGCUUCUCAAUCUGGCAAAGAUGAUCUUUUCCAGGACUGGCUAAAGUACAAUAAGGCUCACUAUCAAAUGAUGCUGAGCACCCCUGGCAAGGAUCCAAAUGAUAAGGGUUCGAGUGAUCCCAAAUUGGUUAAACUCUACCAGAGUGUGGGACUCAUCAGUGGACAUGCGUACACGGUUUUGGAUACGCAAUACUUUGCCGAUCAUGAGCUGCGUUUGGUGAAGUUGCGCAAUGCAUGGGGUCGGACCGCUGAGUGGAAUGGUGACUGGUGCGGUGAUGACGAAAAGUGGGAACAAUACCCAGACGUGGCUGAGGCUUGUAAAUUUCAGAAGGAUGAUAAUAGCGCCUUCUGGAUGUCAUGGGAAGCUUGUCUAUAUUACUUCAACGGUGGGGGCGUUUCCUUUUCCCAUCCGUCUCUCAACGAUUACCGUGUGCCCUCGAAAUUUGUGGAGUGCACGCCAUCUUGCGUUCUCGAAGUCAGCGUUGAGCAGCCCACAUGGAUAUGCUUUACAAUUUCUCAGCAGGACAGACGUGGACGCCAAGAUGCCGUUGAGUACCAGCCUGUAAUGUUGAGCAUUGCGCAACCCUUUGAAAAAGGGCUCUAUAAGGUUGUUCAAAACAGCUCUGCUGAUGCAUACAGUCCAAGUUGCGACAAGUGGAUUUUUUUGCAGGCUCGUGACGUCAGUCUGAUACACAAGUUCCUACCGGAACACUCGCCAUACCUCGUCAUACCUCGUCUCAUGUCAAUGACCGGGCAGGAGGGGGAAGUACCAUACGCGCUGGGAUUUUCUUGCAACAGGGUUGUUGGACACGAUGGCGUGACCGUCCAAUUCAAGGCUCUUGACAAGGAGAAUAAAGUGAUGCACAACUUUCCCAAAUUUGAUCCUGAGGCCACACCUGUCGUGGUGGACUACCAAGUAAAGUCACCCCACAAGGGGUACCCAGAGAUGAAGCAGGGCCAGACGGUGUAUUAA